AUGCCUGAGUUCACGCUGUACGCACGGCAGCGCGCAGCACAGGAAGAGGCUGCCAAGGAUCAGCUGCGUGCCUGGCUAGUCUGGCUUCUGAUCAUUCUCGAGGCAACUUCCAUGCUGUGCUUUAUUCAAGUGGCGACGCUCACACAUGGAGUCUUCACGCUGAUCCCUUUGGUUGGGCUUUGUGUGGCUGCCGCGCUCCGCUUGCACUCCAGGCCCCACAUCCUGCUGGCAGAGCCACUUUGCGUUGUGUGGCCGGACAACCAUUCCCGGCACAGGCUUGCCCGCAAGCAGAUGUCCCAGAUCGGAUUUGUCAUGUAUGUGUGGCUGCUGAAGCUUGUUUGCUGCAUGUCUUUUUGGGCAAGCGGGGCCAGCAUCAGCCUCAUGACAGACCUGUGCCCCGAUUCCGUCCCCAUGCCAAACUGCAGUCACUACAAUAGACCGGACGGCUACCAACUUUGCGUAAACAUUCACUUGUUUGAUGAGCCGCCCAAUGCCAAGCGCAAAGAUCUUUACUCAAAACCUGGCGACGCAUGCUGGGAGGAUUGUUCUCCGUGCAAACCGGAGCUGGUGUUGGCUUGGGAACCCCCAGGUAUCCAGUUGGGGUGCAGGUUGUCAACUUGCAGUGGAUAUUGCUGCCAGUGUUUGAACUGCCAGCUGUCACCAAGCCUGCCAAACUGGCUAAAGCAGGGAUGCUCCAGCGGAGCAUUCGCUCCUGGACUAGCGCCCGAGCUUUACAAGUGCCACGACGACUGUCCGUUAAUAAGGCCAAAGCCUCUUCCAUACUACCAAGGGCAGACGUGGAGCUCUCAAAACACGAUGCUCGCACAACUUUCCCGCUGCACCCUGACAGAAGGGAAGCACGAAGGUCAAGUUCAGAUUGCGUUGGCGGUCAUUGCUGCAUACCAGUGCCUGCCUUUGGUUGCUUUGGUCACCAGCCUUUUGCUUAGUGUCGCGUGGUCCCUGCUGAGGGGUGAAAGUGUCUUCAGCAUGGUGGGCGGUGCGCCUGCAGACCUUGAAGCCCUUGAAGCCAUAGACACCAACACAGAGCGCCUUCGUGACCAAAUUGCACGCGGAAGGCUGCAAGCCUCGACAAAGGUGAAGCUCCAGCUGUGGAUGGAGUUCGUCCUGUUCUUGUUGGACUACUUUUCAGAUUACAACUGCUUGCUGCAGUUCUUUCUACAGGGAGCGUACCCUUUAGCAGCCGUACAGGCCUGCAUCAUCGCGGCGCCCGUGGCAUUGGAUUUCUACCGCGGAAAGAUCCAGCUAAUUGAGGUGAUAGGCGGUUUCAACGAUUCACGCAGACGGGGCUUCCCUACGAACAAGUUCAUCCGGGCACUCCGCUCGGAGAAGAGCGUCGAAGCUCCGUUCUCAAUGUUUCUCCAGUAUUACACGCUCUUGCGGACCACGAGCCUCGUGGCAGUCUGGAGCCUGUGUUUCUCACUGCUGCUCAGCCUGCUUGGCAUUGCAAGGCAUGCCUACGGCACGUUUGAGCUUCAGGUGCUGGACGUCCUGGCGCCAACUCAGACGGGGCCAGGCCAGCCAGAGGAAAGCCGAGCCUUGGCAGUGCCGGCGCAGCCCGUUUACCCCCAAUAUCCUCCAGGGCUGGUUCCGGAGCGGAUGGGGCCUCAUUUGAGCCCAGACAUGCCUGCCUUGCCGCUGCCGCCGGGCAUAGCGCAGCCCUGCAGUAUGCUUCCUCCCAUCACAAUGGGCAACCAGAAGGUAAAAGAGACCGAAUAG
Molecule: messenger RNA, 1737 nt
Organism: Symbiodinium natans
Lineage: Eukaryota; Dinophyceae; Suessiales; Symbiodiniaceae
Source: the annotation of a GenBank genome assembly